GCGGAGCUUCUUGUUGUCACUCACUCAGUCUGCGGAGGAGUCGCAAUCAAGAAGGACGUCUCGCACAGCCACCGAUACAAACGACGACUUUGACAUUUGCGAAAAACGAAACCGGACGACGAUCUCGCGAUACGUGGUUGUGACGUGCUACAAUUGUUGUACAUAAUCGAAAGAAAUCAACCAUCCAGUAUACGAUUAUUUGUGAUGUGCUCUGUUGUGUUUUCAAACAAAUCCAGUUGCUAGUUUGUAUAUAUUUUUUGUGAUUAGUUAUGAACUAGUGGCAGUGGCCGCCUUCAAAAUUCCUCGAUCACCGAAAAUGACCAGGCGCAAGCAGAACUGCCCGAAACGGAUGAAAUGGGAAGGUGGCGAAGAAGGCUCUCCAGAAGAAGGUGAUAAACUUGAUGGUGAGGAAGACACCGGAUCCAUGACACCUACUUCCGCAGUAUCGCCUGCUCCUCAAGACGAUGAAGCUCAAUCCCCCACUCCUGGUGAUAUGCCUUCACCGGGCACUCCGAGGUCAAUGAAUGAAGAUAAUUGCAGAGAAUCAAACUCCCGCUGUAACUCUCGCGAUUCAGCGGAAUCGCCCAUACCGCCAAGAAGUCCGUCUGCAGAGUCCAUAAUGUCCGAAAGAGCAGCCCUGCUACGCGGUGUCCCCCUGGGAACAUCUUUGAGCCCUGUUGGCGUCACUUUGCCGCCUACGUUACCCGCUGCUGCGGCCGCCGCUUUAUUACCACCUCAGUCCGCCGCCAUGGCCGCCUAUUUCAAUGCCGCCGCCGCAGCCGUUGCCCAGCAAUCGCAUAGAUUGAUGAUGACUUCGCCUCUGCCAGCGAAUUUUAAUAGAGGCUCAAUUUCCCCGCUGGUUUCUUCGUCUUCAUCGCCGCCGGGUUUGAUUAGAUCGCCUAGUGACAUACCCAUGCAGUCGCCAUCGGGUGAUGGUAUUCUGGACUUUAGUAAAAGAAGUCACAGGAGCGAUGCAGGCGAUAGCGAUUCAGAUGUUGUUAAUUUGAGCAAACCUGAUACACCUCCAAGCGGAGAAGUCGGCAAUGGGCCUUUGGAUUUAUCGUUUAGCAGCCGCAAAAGAACUUCCGAAGAAAUUUUGGGACAACCACCUCAGCGUAAACAAAGAACCGAAUACAAACCUCAGAUUCCUCAAUGGCCGGCUUCCUUGGGUGCGUCCCAUCUACCGUACUUCGCUGCUGCUGUUGCAGCUGCUAGCUUGUCUCCCAAAAAUAGCACUCCAGAGUUAUGGAAUGGCAAGCUUAAACAUGUAGGACCCACUCCAAGCGAUGCAACAAAAGCAUUAGAGAAAAUGAGCGAACUGAGUAAACUGGGCGGCGAAGAUUUAUUCCGUACUAUGGCCAAUGCCGCUCCAGGCAACUCGGCUAGCAACCGUCAUAGCGCUUGGCAAUCUCACUGGCUAAAUAAGGGAGCCGAACAAGCUAAAGACGUUUUAAAGUGCGUUUGGUGUAAACAAAGCUUCCCUAGCUUAGCAGCGAUGACAACUCACAUGAAGGAAGCUAAACACUGUGGAGUCAACGUGCCCGUCCCGCCCAUGCAAUCACAAAACUUAACGCCCCAACCUCAAAUUUCAUCGCCUUCGAACACUAACACAAGCACCUCGUCGACGAACUCGUCCAAACCUAACCCAUCCGAUCUGAACAUGUUGAUAAAAGAGACAAUGCCACUACCAAGGAAAUUGGUACGCGGACAAGAUGUAUGGCUGGGAAAAGGUGCUGAACAAACCAGACAAAUCUUAAAGUGUAUGUGGUGUGGACAAAGCUUCAGAUCUUUGGCCGAAAUGACAGCUCAUAUGCAACAAACUCAGCAUUAUACAAACAUUAUCUCUCAAGAGCAAAUAAUCUCAUGGAGGUCUUCCGAUGAUCCGAAAGGUGGCGGUGGAGGUGGUAGUUCCGGAAACAAUCCUCCACCCGGUGGUGCCAGUAGUCACGUCAGCGCAGUUUUGACAUGCAAAGUAUGCGACCAAGCAUUCAGCUCGCUAAAAGAAUUAAGCAAUCACAUGGUUAAGAACUCUCAUUACAAAGAACACAUAAUGAGGUCAAUUACCGAAAGUGGAGGUAGACGAAGACAGACACGAGAAAAGCGCAAGAAAUCCCUCCCAGUACGUAAGCUCUUGGAACUAGAAAGAGCUCAACAUGACUUUAAAAAUGGAGAUAACGCAGGCCUAAUUGAGAAGAUGCGUGACCCUACUGGCGCGGGUAGAAUCACUUGCGAAAAGUGUGGCAAUAAAAUUGAAACAUCUCAAUUUGUCGACCAUAUUAGACAAUGCGUUGGCGGAAUGACUAGUAACCAGAGGAAUUUUCUAAAGAACGCAUUGAUGUCCAACAAUAUUCUACCUCCAGAAAGUCCAACUAGAGACAAAAUCAAAACCGAAAAAUCCCCUUCUCCUCAACAAAGAUCUCCAUCAGUAAGCGAUUUAAGUGCAAAGGAAACCACUACUACAAAUGAAAAUAACAACGCAUCAUCACCAUCUGUUUUGAAUGCCAUUGAGAAGUUAAUUGAAAAGAGUUUCGAUUCUAGAUCCAGGCAAAAUAACGCUUUCCCAGGCCAUACUCCUGCCUCGGCGCCAAUGGGUUCCAGCAUACUCAAACGCCUUGGUAUCGAUGAAAGUGUUGAUUAUACUAAACCAUUAGUAGAUGCUCAAACGAUGAAUCUUCUCAGAAGCUAUCACCAUCAGCAGGGCCAUCAUUAUGGCAGACGUGAAAGGAGCGGCAGUGAAUCUAGUUCAAUUUCCGAGAGAGGGAGUAGUAGGGUAGAUUCUCUUACGCCUGAAAGAAAAAUGGAACCUCCAGGAUUUCCGAUAACUAGCACGCCUAGAUCUACUCCCGAUAUAAAAAGGGAAAAAUCACCCAUGUCAGAAAAAGCUGAGGUUGUUGUAAAAAGGGAAAUCGAAGACGAUGACAUGAAGCAUGAAGUGAAGCGCGAAAUAAAGCAGGAAGUGAAGCGCGAGAUUGAAGACGACGAGGAAGACACACGCUACCCUUCAAACGGCGAUGUCGGCAAGGAUGACGACGAAAAACGCAGUCCCAUGCCUAGUCCUCGUCAACCGACGCCCGUGACCGAUAACGUUCCCGCGAGUCCUUGCCGGAACAGCAAUGCGAGUCCCGCCAGCAGUGACCGUUCAGCCACCCCACGCAGCACAAACGGCGAGCGAAAAGCAGCAGGUGGCGGCAGUUUGGGCGCGUUAAGUUCGAUGUUUGACAGUUUGUCGGGUGCCAACUCGUCAAACGACAACGGUCAACCAACAGGCAAACGAGGCUCCAGUCAUCCGCUAGCCGCACUACAAAAACUCUGCGAUAAGACUGAAACUCAUACUAACAAUCGUGCGCACUCCUCCACCGCUCCUGCAACCUCCAACUCCACUAGUACGGUGACCUCUUCAAGCAGCGGUACCACUCCUGGUGCAAUACUGGCUUUCAGCUGGGCCUGCAAUGACGCAGUGAUGACUUCCGAUUCUAUAAUGAAGUGUGCGUUUUGUGAUACUCCUUUCAUCUCGAAGGGAGCAUACAGACAUCACCUGUCCAAAAUGCACUUCGUGAAGGAUGGCGUUAUACCUGAUCCGGUGGCUUUGAAAUCAUCGCAACCAUCCAGUUCGUCGAAUGCCGGGGUGCCGUUGAAGGGUACAACUUUGGUGCCAAGCAGCUCGAGCGGCUCGGCCUCCGUCGGUAGCAAGAGUCCACCUACACCGGCCGGCUUCGAGGAGAGUCCGCAUUCGAAAUUUCUCAAGUAUACAGAACUUGCCAAACAAUUGUCUAGUAAAUAUGUGUAAAUAGUGUUCAGUAUAAACAUUCCUAUUUUGUAAAAUAUAGUCUUGAAGACGUGACCGCUUUGAGCGGCGUUUUGUGAUGUUAUCAUAUCGUAAAAACCAAUAGUAAUAAAUGUAGUAUAGUGAUACAAUUGUAUAUUCAUUGCGGAACUACAAAAAUCUCUCAAGUGAUUAUGAUUGUUAUACGAGUUUUAAGUCACAAAAUACAUGUAAAUAUUUAUUAUUAAGUCAGUAUUGUAAGAUGUAUACUUUUCAAAGCGGACUAAAUUGUGUGUUGGCAUCUUCAAACUGAAAUCCCACCCCAUCUAUAAAAGAUAAAAUAUUUUAAUGAUUCGUAAGUUAUAAAUGUAAACGUACUGGGGAUUUUAGGUCUUGAGCGAUGUUGAACGCAAAUAAAUCUGUCCUAAACGUUUAGAAAUAAAAAUUAAAUUAGUUGUUGGUAAAUGACCCACCGUACGUUUGGAAAUAUUACAAACUAAAAAUUGUAGUGUAAAAUAUAUUAAUUUAAUCUUGAACAAGUAUUACGUUCUAAUAAAAGUUUCAAAUAAAAAAUACACAAAUACUACGUAUACGUAUAUCGUAAUAUCUCAUCUUCCAAGAAAGUUUUUAAAUAAAUAUUUAUCAAUAAUUAUACUACUGAAUAAUACAAAAGAUGUAUACGCA
This is a messenger RNA of Brassicogethes aeneus, 4447 nucleotides long. The record is from the annotation of a GenBank genome assembly. Lineage: Eukaryota; Metazoa; Arthropoda; Insecta; Coleoptera; Nitidulidae.